Messenger RNA from Entelurus aequoreus (snake pipefish), 2956 nucleotides. RefSeq names its product hypermethylated in cancer 2 (gene hic2). Gene Ontology annotation, biological process: regulation of transcription by RNA polymerase II. The coding region runs from base 384 to 2120 and encodes 578 amino acids. NCBI's taxonomy places the organism in Eukaryota, Metazoa, Chordata, Actinopteri, Syngnathiformes, Syngnathidae. Gene Ontology annotation, cellular component: nucleus. Gene Ontology annotation, molecular function: protein binding; RNA polymerase II cis-regulatory region sequence-specific DNA binding; DNA-binding transcription factor activity, RNA polymerase II-specific. The record is from RefSeq and is a predicted model, not a curated record. The transcript has 2 exons.
CCUGCUUUGUGACGUCUACCCGCAUUCUUCCGUAAAAAAAAAAAAAGACCUUAAAACAAGAUUUUAGUUUAAUCUUUUCCAGGUACCGCUGCAAGCAGGGAGGAAAAGGGGGUUCCUGGGCUAAGAAAGUGUCCAAAACCCUCCCACAGUAGGCUGUUUCUCCCUCUUGCUGCACUCCGGGGCUGGUUCCUAUUCAAAUGUGGGUCAGGGGUGAGGAAGCGUAACGUCAUAAGCUUUCAACAUGGCGUCCCGAAAGCUGUGAGAUGAGCAAGAGGAUGGUAAAGAACGCUUGAGAACCACCCUGCCGAUGUAACAAGCUUUAGGUGGCAUCCGUGUAGGCAGAGCGUGAGCGAGACGGAAGGAAGGACAGAAGGAAGGUGGAAAUGGAACUGCCAAAUCAUGCCAAACAACUGCUGUUGCAACUUAACCAACAGAGAGCCAAAGGCUUCCUCUGUGAUGUCAUCAUUGUGGUGGAGAACGCGCUCUUUCGUGCCCACAAGAACAUCCUUGCGGCGAGCAGCAUCUACUUCAAAUCUUUGGUCCUCCACGAUAACCUCAUUAACCUUGACACAGAGAUGGUUAACCCCUCUCUGUUCAGGCAAGUUCUGGACUUCAUCUACACCGGUAAGCUGCUGUCCUCUUCGGAUCAGAGCAGUGAGCAGAAUUUCAGUGCCCUCUUAACUGCAGCCAGCUACCUCCAGCUCCACGACCUUGCCGCGCUGUGCAGAAAGAAGCUCAAGCGGAAUGGUGGGAAACCCUUGCCAGGUAAACCCUCCACCCCAGGUCCUCUUAGCCGCUUACGCCUCAAUAACCAGCGCCUUUCGUCCUCUACGCCGGCUGGGCCCAACAACCACUAUCCUACCACCCCUUCAGAUGCCGACCAGCCACAACCAGAUGAAGGCCUUCGGGACAAACUCUCCGAUGAUGAGAUGUUGAUUGGCAGCUCCAGGAGGAACGGCAGUAGUAACGGUAACCUCAGCAGUGGAGGAAGUGCGGGUGAGCCUGAUCUUGGGCUAGACCUGACCAAAAAGAGCCCCCCUUCUGCGGGAACAGCCACAGAUGCACUCAGCCCCCACAGCAACUCCCAAGAAUCCCCUCAAUCUGCCUCAGUAUCCACAACCAACAGUGCCUCGCUGGAUGACUCCUCGACCACCCUCCCGUGUGCGGACAUUUGCAUCUCCGAUCCCAAUGAGCUCAACUGUAAAGCCGAGGACACCCAGCAAGAUGGACCCCCGGCCCAGAAAAAGUCCCGGCAGAGUGGGCGCAAGAAUGAAUGGCCCAAGAGAGAGGCAUCAGGGUUGAGGUCUGACGAUCAUCACAGGCCCCUUCUUAAUGGGGUGAUAGUGGUACCUAAAGAUGGCCGCACCUCUAGUGGGGCAUCUGGGGGAAAUGGUAGCAGCUUCAACUCCGACCAAACCCUCCAGUGUAAAGACGAGGAAGAAGGGGGAGAGAACGGCCAGGACCACAGCGAAGAGAGUGGUCAAAGUGAUGGAGAGAGCACAGGGAAAGGAGUGGGAACAGGCGGGGGCCAACAUAACGCCAACUACGUGUACCGCCAGGAAGGUUUUGAACCAGCAUUCGGAGACAACCUUUAUGUGUGCAUUCCCUGUGGAAAAGGCUUUCCUAGCUCAGAACAGCUCAACGCUCACGUGGAGACCCACACUGAGGAUGAGUUGUACAUCAAAGAGGAAGGGGGGACCUAUGUGAAAGAGGAAGAUGAGGAGGAGGCCGAGGACCUUUCCACGCCCGUAGGCCCCUCCAACUUCGGCUCCGAAACGCGCCCCUUCAAGUGCACUGUCUGCAAUAAGAGCUACAAGGACCCGGCUACGCUGCGCCAACACGAAAAGAGCCACUGGCUUACCCGGCCCUUUCCUUGCAACAUUUGUGGCAAGAUGUUCACACAGCGGGGCACCAUGACGCGCCACAUGCGCAGCCACCUGGGCCUCAAGCCCUUCGCAUGCGAAGAGUGCGGCAUGCGCUUUACUCGGCAGUACCGCCUGACGGAGCACAUGCGUGUCCACUCUGGGGAGAAGCCGUACGAAUGCCAGCUCUGCGGCGGGAAGUUCACUCAACAACGCAACCUCAUCAGUCACCUGAGAAUGCACACCUCACCCUCCUAGAAACAAGCCAAAGAACUCUUGGAAUAGAAAAACAAAUUGCUCUACCUUUUUUUCCAACGAAGAAAUGCACAUGUACACAUUGAACACACACUUCUACAUAUUACCUUUGGUUUACGAAGCCCUGGCUAAGUGAAUGUUGUAGCCACACUGGGCAAUGAUGGAGAUGUUGUCAGUUCCUUAUUGGUUUAAAGUGACACACGCUCACCUCUCAGGAGUUCUAGUGGGACCGUUUACUCCUCUUAAUCUCUAUCUUGACUGUCUUUCAGCCCCAAGUCACAAAACGGAAGUGUUAUAAAUUUGUGACUUGUGCUCUUUUUAAGGCCGAUAAAUGUGAAUGUGGCUACCAAUGUAAUGUCCAGCCCUAAUGUCCACCUCAGUAGGCUUCCUCUCGUCUACCUUUUUUAAAGCAUUUUGUCCGGAUGUUUUCCAAACUUCAAAACUCCCCUCUGCUCUCUGGCGCUAUACUAACCAAAAAGCCCAAUGAAACCAAUACUGGCAAUAAUUCAGCAAAAACAAAGAGUGUUUCUACUCUUGACAGCUUUAUAUUCUUUUAUGUUAAGCGAUGGUGGAUGUAAAACGAGGGGGGACUGGGGUGUGACCACCUCCAUGCUUUAACUGAAAAAAGGUUUCAGGUGGGAUCACGUUGGGUCAGGUUUUAGUUUAAAGUAAGACGUUUAAAAAGUUCUCUUCGUGGAUGUAUUCCAGAGAGGACAUUGCUAGUGCACUGGGGAACCAAUAAUCUGGGUUUGCAAAGAGGAACCUCUUGAGGUACUUGUUUUAAAGAACUUAUGUUUCAGUGAAUGUUUAAACUGGAAGGUCUUGGGAUUUUACUUGUG